AUGGCAAAGACAAAGAUAACUAGUGGGGAACAAACCAAAAAGUGUCCAUUUUGUCCUUUCAAGACAACAUCCCAUACUGCGUGGAAAGACCACAUGGCAGAGUGUUAUGAAACAAGACAUUUUUGCAAGAAAUGCAACUAUUCUACUCUCAAGAAGGCUAACUAUCUGAGACACAUCAAGAGAAACCAUCGUGGACAAGCUGAGGCAACUCACAGUAGGGACGAGUCGGGAUGUAAAGACGACUCGGAGGAGCAUUCAUCGAAGGAAGUGCCUGAGCAACUCUCCUCGGAUGACGAAGGUUCACUGGGACAGGAUCCGGACAUAACUUUAGGAGAGGAGGUACCAGAUGAGAGUAUGGAAGGUCCGUCUAGCAGUACCCAAACUCAGAUUGACCUACCAGAGUGUUCAAAUGUAGCAGACCCUACAAUCCGAAAGAGAACUCAGCCACUUCCAGUGUACACUCCUAGCAAGAGUAAAGCGCCACGGCUUGAGGAACUCUCUAAAGAUGUGCCACGGCGUGAGGAACUUCCUAAUGUUGUACCACGGCGUGAGGAACUUUCUAAUGUUGUGCCAAGACAGGUGGUGGAUGCUGCUGUUCAGACUGAACCAGUGCUUUACACCAAAUCCAUUAAGACCACAACGAUUAUGAAGGAAAAUGGUCGUAAAAUAAUCACGGUCAAGAGAGAGAGGAUGUUAUAA
Molecule: messenger RNA, 699 nt
Organism: Saccostrea cuccullata (small rock oyster)
Lineage: Eukaryota; Metazoa; Mollusca; Bivalvia; Ostreida; Ostreidae
Product: RE1-silencing transcription factor-like
Exons: 1
Coding region: 1-699 (232 amino acids)
Source: RefSeq, a predicted model, not a curated record